This is a messenger RNA of Cuscuta campestris, 2724 nucleotides long. The record is from the annotation of a GenBank genome assembly. Lineage: Eukaryota; Viridiplantae; Streptophyta; Magnoliopsida; Solanales; Convolvulaceae.
AAUACAUUGAAGUCUUUACAUUUUUUUACUUUUCUUAAUCAGGGUGCCAAAUCAAAUUGAGAAAGAAAUUUUUGUACGAAUUGAGUAAUACACAGAAAUUCAAAAUACACAAAUAAAGGAUGGAAGUGUUGUAGUCCGUAAUGAAAAGGGGCGAAAGGAAUAAAAUGGGGUGCAAGGCAAAUUUGGGUGGAGAGAGAGAGUAUAAUAAUUACUACAAACCUGCAGCUGACUAUUACGAAGAGGCGGCGGCCGCUUAUGAUAAUUAUUAUGAUGACCAAAAUGUGUACUCUUCGGCCGUGGACUGCACCCUGUCCCUCGGAACGCCUUCGACGCGUCUGGGCGGUAAUGGGAAUGAAAGGCCACCACCGGACGCUGCUGCGGAAUCCCGGCGAGUAAAGCCGUCUGGCGGCCGUGGCGGGGCUUCCGGCAGCUCUGAUCCUCUCGCCACACGCCGCUGUGCUAACUGUGACACAACUUCCACUCCCUUAUGGAGGAAUGGACCCAGAGGCCCUAAGUCGCUUUGCAAUGCGUGUGGAAUUCGGUUCAAGAAAGAGGAGAAGAGAGCAGCAGCCGCAGCGGAGGCGGCUAACAAUGGCGGAAGGGAGAGCAUGAUGAUGAGGGAGUCGUGGCCGGGGGCGGCACACCACAGUCAAAUGCCGUACGAUAACUACGCUUCACCUGCAGCAUACGCUUUGGAAACAGAUACCCCUGGAUUUCAAUCACAGUCGGGGGAGGAGGAGGAUAACACGAGUUCAGACCCUGUGUUUGAGGCAGACUCUGGUCUACAUAUUGAUGCUUUAGGGAACACUCCUCCAAACCCAAUAUAUAAUUCCACUUUGGCUUUGAUUGAUGAGGUCAUCAAGGAUGAUGCACAACCUCAUAUUCUCCACAAAGAAGAUAGGGGUAAGCAGAUAGUUCCUAUCCAAGGUCUAGAAGACAACCAGCAUCCCUAUACAAUCCUCUAUCCUCCGUUGCCUAGAUCCAGACUUUCUCCGUUUGCUAAUGAAUUCAUUCCCACUAUGCCCAAUUCCUUUGCUGCACUAUUUAAUCAAGGAGAUGCCACUGAAACAUUAGAACCACUUACAUCAGAAGACCCAUUGGCAAAUCUAGAUGGAAGGAAUAUGGCACUCUCCAACAAUGCCAUUGAGGAUAUGCCACAUGAAAGAGAUGAGCCUAUACUUUACACACACUCGGAUGGAGAGGACAGAGCCUUUAUUGAUUAUAAACUUAAACCCCUCCAAAUCGACAUAUCUAGGUGCUCUAAGACACCAUUAUUUCUGGGAAGGGUGUUUAAAGGUCGGAAAACCUUCUCUCCUUCUCAAGUGGUCACCAGAAGCAAAGCGAGGCUUCUUACUGAAGGAAGAAAAAAGAAUCCUGUGGGCUUUUUAGAGGAAACUGAUGACACAGAAAAUUCCUUCACAAAUGAUAUUAUUCAAGCCUUCAAACAAUGUUGUCCGGUUAAGAAGGAGGCUGCUUCUAAAAUUCCAAAACAGCCCCUUACCCGAAGCCAGAAAAAAAAAGCCAAAAAGAAGGUAAAACUUGCAAAGGACAUUAUGCAGGCCUUUCCAGAAUUAUCAGGAUGCUCUCUUGAUCUGCCAGAUUUCUGCUCGUGCUGCAAGCAAUUUGGUCACACAAACUGCAAAGAAGGGAUUCGAUCAUCUAGAUGGACUCGUAGAGAUGCCACAAAAACCAAUGUGAAUGCCCAAGGUAUUAGCCAAACUAGGGCUUCUAAACCCCUGCAACAAGACACCAAAUUUGAACAACAGCUUACAACAGAUCCCAAGGAAGCUUUUAGCGAUGUUGAUAUGGUGAUAAAUCUGGAUACACAUCAAGCAACCGACCCCAGGGUGGCACUUCCAAUAGUCACUCCUGCACAACUAGACAUUUCCACUUCUCCUCAUGUUACUGGUCUCAGGCAGUACCCAUCGGAUUUUGUGGAUGGCUUAAAACAGACUAAGGAAGCAGAUUUGGAACAUACACAAGAACAAUCAAUUGAGGAAAGCAUGGAUGCUAUGGCUGCCCAGGUUCACCCCUCUCCCUCUAUGGUUUUGGCAUCACUUCCUGCUGUUUUAGGGGUUCAUUCAAGCCCCCUUAUUUCUCCAUGCCAUACCUCCAUUGAACGUUGGUUAUGGGGCAAAUCAUCCCAAUGCAUUGAUUUCUUCCUGCCCGCCACUGUUCGACAAUAUGCCCCAAUGAGCUCCCCAAUUGCACACUCUGAUUUCAUGCAAGUAAAGGUUCCUAUCCAAGCCUUUACUCAGUUUGAUAUGAACAAUGUGCCUGGGCUUAAAUUAGAAGGCGCCGUUGAUGACUCUCAUGUGUUGGUGCAUGUCCCUCUCUCCUCAUUUGCGCAAUUUCAACGUGAAGAGGUCCCUGGUGCUGUUCCUGUGGCACUUACACGAACAGGUGCUCCUAUGAGUCUAUGACUAAUGAGGCGGCUGCACGGACUUAAAUGAAGAGAGAACAAAGACAAAGAGGGUGAGGGCAUAACUCGUUAGAGCGUUUCCCGGUGUAAUUACUAAUAAGAGAAAAUUGCAUCGUUUACACCGAAUUAUUUGAAAAUUGCACGGUUUACCCCAAACAUUAAAAAGUACACCAAAUACCCCUGAAUUCUUCAAAAAUUGCAUGGUUUAUCCCUAAAUAAUAAAAAUUGCACCAAAUACCCCUGAACUCUUCGAAAAUUGUACUAUUUACUCCUGAACAUUUAAAUAAAGACGACACUUUUGG